UGGCAUCUGUGAUUAAGAUCAGAGCCCGCACUUUUGUAAAUAAACAAGUUGAAAAUUUUUAAAUCGCGAGUUUUUGAGUGAAAGCUAGUCUGUUCUUAGCUUGGAAAAACCAAAGAAAAAAUUGAAAUCUAGUCUCGCCAUUUGUCCAUUCCGUCAUGGGUCUUCUUACAAACCCAUCUAUCUCACAAAAAGCAAAAUAUUGUAAAGCACUGAUUCGCCACAACACACUUAUCUGCUUCGGUCUUUAUCUGUUGGGUGUUGGCUACUUUUGCCUACUGCCGGAUCCAAACUUCAAUUCGGCCACAUAUUUUUCCGAAAAUGCUCUGCUGCCGGGGUUAGUUUAUUCGGAACUGCGAACCGAAACGAUAACCCUGGCCAAGAACUAUGCCGGAGAGUUGAAAAGGGAGCGAGAGUUUCAUCGCAAGGAAAUGCCAUACGCUUGGAUGCUAGCUAAAUUGAGAAAAAUUGGAUUGGAAACCCAUACGCACAAUUUCACUCUUAGCUAUCCACUGGGAGGAGGAAAGAUUUUCACUGGCAAAAAUGUAUAUGGAAUAUUGCGGGCUCCACGGAUCGGGGCAACAGAAUCGUUCGUAAUUUCAGUACCCUAUCGGUCUCCGGACUCCGUUUAUUUGGAUGUGUCAGCUGGAAUUCCGCUUAUGUUGGCUUUUGCGGAUUUUGCCCGACGUCAGAAAUAUUGGGCUAAGGACAUUAUUUUUCUGAUAACUGAACAGGAACAGCUGGGAAUGCAAGCGUGGUUACAGGCUUACUAUGGCUCAGAAGACAAUCGAGUGCUAAACGCUGGUUCAUUAAAUGCCAGAGCCGGUGCGAUACAGGCGGCAAUUAAUUUAGAAGUUCACGGGUUUGAUGUAGAUUAUAUUAACAUAAAAAUUGAAGGACUGAACGGACAGUUGCCGAAUUUGGAUUUGCAUAAUUUAGCACAGAAACUUUCGCAAAAGAAUGGAAUAGUAGCGGGUUAUCGAUUAUCAGAAGCAAAACAAAGGAAAGCUAAUUCCCACUGGGAAAAACUACAUAAUUUAUUAGCAAUGGUAUUCAGUCAGGCGACGGGAGUUCCUACUGGUAACCACGGUCUGUUUCAUCGUUACGGAAUAGAGGCGUUAACCUUGGAAUGUUUCGAGCAGUCGGGUUACAAAAGCAGUUCCCCGGGUGUCGGAGCCCUGCUAAAAAUUGUUGAAGGUAUCAGUCGCAGUUUGAACAAUCUGUUGGAACGAUUUCAUCAGAGCUACUUCUUCUAUUUGUUGGUUACUCACGACCGUUUCGUAUCUAUUGGAGAUUACAUGCCCAGUCUAGGGUUAAUGGCUGGGGCACUUUUGAUUAGUUCAUUUAUUCAUUACCUCUCACUUCACUACCCUGAAUUUAAGGAGGAAGAACAAUCUCUCGGAGAUAGUGAGAGUGUGCCAAGAAUGAACUACGUGCAGGUGGGACUCCUAAUAUUCCUGACACAUUCGAUUGGUGCUUUGACUAGCGUUCUACCUUUCCAUGCUGGAUUAAACAACUACCUCCAUACUGCAAAUUUGUCCACUCAAUUCAGCAUUUCCAUGAUCAUGGUAAGCAUUUCCAUGGUGGUAUUAAUUCUACCGGCAUUCGUCACAUUGGACGCAUUUAAUUCGGAAGUUCUUCAAAUUGCCGUCCUGUUGGAACUGGGAACUGCCCUCCUGACGGUAGGAAUGCUGAACUUUUCUCUAGGUUUUAUUCUGUCCGUUAUUAUAGUUCCAAUAGUACUGAUUUUGCAGCCACGGCAGGAAGGAUUUCUAAACAAAGGAUGUUCCGGUCUAUUUUGCACUAUAUUGCACCCCCUGGUGAUCGUAUAUUUAAUAUUACUGGUCGUCACGUGUGCACUUUUUCCAGAAUUAACUGUGAAUGGCCUACUUGGAAAAGCGCUCACUGCUACGAUGGAUGCCAUUACGUACUCAGUUGUGGAUUCCAUGAUUUAUGGAAACUGGUUGUUUAAUGUCAUAGCGCUUAUUUUUCUGCCUGCGUGGAUACUUUUAUGGUUUGUUAUAUUUUCUACCAAAACUUUGAAGGUUGAGAAACUUGAAGUCGAUUCAAAAACACUGAAACAAGACUGAAGUCUGAUGAUUGUAGAUAGAUAACUAGUAUUGUACAGGAAACGAACUGCUAUUGAGUAUUUGAACAAUAGAUAAUUAAACAUGAGUUACUGAUUGGAAGAA
This is a messenger RNA of Malaya genurostris, 2189 nucleotides long. RefSeq names its product glycosylphosphatidylinositol anchor attachment 1 protein (gene GAA1). Lineage: Eukaryota; Metazoa; Arthropoda; Insecta; Diptera; Culicidae. Gene Ontology annotation, biological process: attachment of GPI anchor to protein. Bases 156 to 2087 code for a protein of 643 amino acids. Gene Ontology annotation, cellular component: membrane; GPI-anchor transamidase complex. The transcript is spliced from 3 exons. The record is from RefSeq and is a predicted model, not a curated record.